AUGUCUACACCUGACGAUGAAGAGGCCGACUUCACCAACCAGCUCAAGAGUGGCGUUCCGGUCAUGCUACACGUGAAGGUUGGGAAGCUCGAACCAGGGUCGAUUCAGCUCGUGGAUGAGGAGAACGAGAAGCUCGUCAUCAAGACUCUCAGGGAGGGAUGGUGCUCCUGGUGCUACUGCUACAACAGGCGCUACGAGCUCAGCCCGGGGCAGCUGGAACCUGUCGAGAAUAGGACGCACACCAUGAGACUCAACCGAUCGACGGUUCUCCUGAACGGCGGUGACUCCCACAACACCGCCAGCAUGCUCCGCCGCAGCCUUAGCCUCCUUCGCCGCCACCCCCACCCGGAGUCAAUCGACCUCACGUUCGCCACACCCAAGCUGGAAGAGAGCUUGAGGCUUUGGGUGCACAAGAGACUGGCAGUCGUCAAUCCAGCAUCAUCGCUUCCCCGCGAAAGCAGCAAGAGGGUCGUGCAGGCCCUCCAGGGUCUCCGCCCUUCCGAGGACUCUGACGUGGAGACGGCGUACUCGGAGGAACAGCCAACCCCGAGGGAUCUCCGGCGCAGCGGCAGCGCCAAGAUCUGGCCAGCACAGGGGCACCUGGUCAAGCGACAGAGCUCUCGGAAGGCAUUCAAGUCCGAGUCGGAGCAGUGGGACCGACGACCCAGCGCCAGGAGCGUGGGCUCCACGAUCCCCGAGGGAAAGGGUUCCGGUAGCAGCGGCGGCGAGGACGGCGGCGGAGCCAGCGACGGCAGCGACAAGGCCGCGUGGGCGUGGAAGGCGCCACCCGUGCUGCGCAGGCUGAGCGUCAGCAGCAACAGGUCGUCGCGAGGGGGCGCCGCCGUCGUGUCGCCCCCCCCUCCGGACACGGCCGCGGGCAGCAGCAGCGUCGACAACGCGGACAUGGCGUCGGGCACCUCCGCUGCGCCGCUGCCCCCUAGUGUGGGGUCCUUGCCGCCAUCUCGCUGCUCUUCUCUUACGAUCGGCGCCGCUGCCGCCCCCGCCGCUGGGAAGCGGGAGCCUGAAAGGGUCAGGUCUUCCUCCGACUCCGGCGCCCGCGGCGGCGACUUCUGGGACCCCCUCGGGCUGAUGAAUGACGCCACGCUGGACACGCCGCCGGUCAAGAAGACGCUGCCCAGGCGCGGGUCGGCGCGCCGGGGGCGGGCUCCGCAGUCCACCACCAGCACCGCCGCCGCCGACGACGACGCCGACGCCGCCCCCGCCGCCGCCCCCGCCGCCGGAAGAGCGCCGGCAACAACCGCGGCGGCGGGAGGAGGAAGGGGAGCAGGAGGAGGAGACAGGAAAGACCGAACCUUGCCCCCGCAGGGCUCGAAGAAGAAGAAGAAGUUGUCGCAAGGCAAGGCCGCGGCGAAGAAAGCCCCUAAGGUGACCGUCGAGACCGACAACAAGGAGUAG
Ectocarpus siliculosus is the source of this 1416-nucleotide messenger RNA. The record is from the annotation of a GenBank genome assembly. Lineage: Eukaryota; Phaeophyceae; Ectocarpales; Ectocarpaceae.